AUGUCUGAAAUCAGAUUUAGCAAUCUCACUUGGGAUCAAGUUAUAACACUGGAUCAAGUGUUAGGUGAAGUAAUUCCAAUUCAUGGAAGGGGAAAUUUCCCCACAUUGGAGGUAAAACCAAAAGAUAUCAUUCAUGUUGUCAAAGAUCAACUGAUAGAGCAAGGAAUUAUUGUUAAAGAUACCCGAUUAAAUGGUUCCACAGCAAGUUACAUACUUGCAAGCCACAAUGGAAUCAGCUAUAAGGAUCUGGAUGUUAUUUUUGGUGUUGAACUACCAAGUGAUCAAGAAUUUCAGGUUGUUAAGGAUGCAGUUCUAGGUUGUCUACUGGACUUUUUACCAAAGGGUGUAAAAAAGGAAAAGAUCACCCUAAAGACCAUGAAAGAGGCUUAUGUGCAGAAAAUGGUCAAAGUUUGCAAUAAGCACGAUCGUUGGAGUCUCAUCUCUCUUUCAAAUAACACUGGGAAGAAUGUAGAGCUAAAAUUUGUGAAUUCACUUAGACGACAAUUUGAAUUUAGUGUAGAUUCCUUUCAAAUUGUUUUGGAUCCCAUGUUAGACUUCUACAGUGACAAAAAUGCUAAGCUAACCAAAGAAUCCUAUCCUAUUGUGGUAGCUGAAAGCAUGUAUGGAGACUUCCAAGAAGCAAUGACACAUUUGCAAUACAAACUUAUAUCUACCAGAAAACCUGAAGAGAUUAGAGGUGGCGGCCUUCUGAAGUACAGCAACUUGCUGGUUCGUGACUUUAAGCCAGCUUGUGAAGCAGAAAUCAAGAUCCUGGAACGUUAUAUGUGCUCUAGAUUCUUCAUUGAUUUUCCUGAUGUAGCAGAACAGCAAAAGAAGAUUGAAUCGUACCUCUGCAACCACUUCAUAGGUGAAGAAAAGAGCAAGUAUGCCUACCUUAUGACCUUGCGUGGAGUUGUGAAUGAAAGCACGGUUUGCCUUAUGGGUCGUGAAAGAAGACAGACACUCAAUAUGAUCACUCUUAUGGCUUUAAAAGUACUUGGAGAACAGAAUAUUCUACCCAAUACAGACAAUGUAAUUUGCUUUUAUCAGCCUGCUCCAUACUUUGCUGCUGAGGGAGGAUACCCUACUUAUUAUGUAACAUCUGGACCACCACCUGUUUUCUUUCAGCCAUAUUACCCACUGCACUUUCAUGUGCCAAAUUGUAUGGUUUAA
This is a messenger RNA of Ceratotherium simum simum (southern white rhinoceros), 1173 nucleotides long. RefSeq names its product terminal nucleotidyltransferase 5D (gene TENT5D). The record is from RefSeq and is a predicted model, not a curated record. NCBI's taxonomy places the organism in Eukaryota, Metazoa, Chordata, Mammalia, Perissodactyla, Rhinocerotidae. Gene Ontology annotation, molecular function: RNA binding; poly(A) RNA polymerase activity. Gene Ontology annotation, biological process: mRNA stabilization.